CCUGUCCUCAUUAGAAUGGGCGGUGCACCGUUCGUGGUCAGGCCAUACGCGGACAUUGUCUUCGACCGUCGCGCAUAAGUGCAAGAACCUACGGGAAUUAUUGUUAAGCUAAUUAGUGCUACGCUACUGCUGGGUUCGAGUUCCAUGAAACCAACCAGAAGUCAUGAGCUAGUUUCUUCCUAUUCUUCCAGGUGUUAAAAACCAUAUUUUUUUGGAGAGUGUGGCACCUAUGAUAAAAAUUAGACAGUGUCCAACAUAGAAGGUGAAAAUUCAAAGUGAUCAAAUUGGUGUUUGAAAAAAAGGGAAACGUUGGGUGAAUGGCGUCCCAAAAGUGCGCGGAGAGAGAUUAUCUUGAUUUACAGCUGUUUUGUACGGCAUAAGUACAAUACAACCCACGGAUCAUUCACGUAUUUGAUGAAUCAGUCAAUACCGCUAAUCCCAAGAAUUGAAUCGAGUGUAAUCGCCCUACUAUUCGGAGAAGUGUUAUCAACAAAAUCGGAGUGCUUCACGUACGGCCAGCCGUGAAUUGUUGUAGCUUUGAAACAGUUAAACCACCACCAGCCGUAAUCAUCGAAAGUGUUUGCUGCCUAGCUGGGUGAGAGGACUUUGCCGAAUCAACGGUAGAUAUCCGGCUAACAGUUCGUGUCCGCCUAGAAGGUUGAACGGGUUCGUCGUGGUCGUGGCUCGCCUUUAGUUUUUGAAAAAGAAAAAAAAAACGGAAUCGGGACAACCAGGAACGGGAGCAAACCGGGUCAACCGUUUGUUGUAGGCAGGGGUGAAUCGGGUCAGCCCUUUUCUGAAAAACUUCAUCGGUGGCCAGCCACAUUGUCGUCCCUAAACGAUCGGGUGAGCCUAAAUCAUCGAGUCCACCACCAUGUGGGACUCCCAGCUGGUAUGGGCUAGGGAUUCCCAGCAGGGCUACAUCCAGGGCCGGAUCACGGAAAUCGGAGGCCGCGAGUACGAGGUGCUUCCGGUCGAUAACAAACUUCAGAAGCGCAGCUGCAUCCCGGAGGAUAUCUUCCCGUCCUGCGAAUCCGUGUCCGAUCAUGAUGAUAACUGUGAAUUGAUGUUCCUAAAUGAGGCUACCCUUCUAGACAAUAUUAAAAAUCGAUACUAUAAGGACAAAAUCUAUACCUUCGUGGCAAACAUCCUGAUAGCGGUCAACCCGUACAAGGAAAUCCGUGAUCUCUACUCCAAGGCUACGAUCAAGCGGUACAAUGGCAAAUCGCUGGGGGAGCUGCCGCCGCACGUUUACGCCAUCGCCGAUAAGGCCAUCCGGGACAUGCGGGUGCUCAAGAUGUCCCAAUCGAUCAUCGUAUCGGGAGAAUCAGGUGCCGGUAAGACGGAGAGUACCAAAUAUUUGCUGAAAUACCUGUGCGAUGCAGCUUCGGCUGCCGGACCCAUUGAGCAGAAGAUUCUGGACGCUAAUCCGAUUCUGGAAGCGUUUGGUAAUGCAAAAACUACCAGGAACAAUAAUAGCUCCCGUUUUGGCAAGUUUAUCGAGGUGCAUUACGACAGCAAGUGUCAGGUGGUGGGAGGACACAUUUCACAUUAUCUGCUGGAGAAGAGCCGAAUUUGUACCCAAAGUCUGGAGGAACGUAACUACCAUGUGUUCUAUCUGCUUUGUGCCGGUGCGCCGCAGCAGUUGAGGGAUAAGCUGCUGAUCGGAAAACCGGAUGACUAUCGGUAUUUGGCCGGGUGUACCCAGUAUUUUUCUACUGGUGAGACGGAUCGGAAGAUUCCGAACUCACAGAAGUCUAAGGAUCACAUGAGUAAGGGUUCGCUGAAAGACCCGAUUUUGGAUGAUUUCAACGAUUUCCAUGAUCUGGAUCAGGCGCUCUCCCGUUUGGGACUGUCGGAUGGGCAGAAGUUUGAAAUCUAUGCACUGGUGGCUGCGGUGCUGCAUUUGGGCAACAUUAACUUCGAAGAUAAUCCUGAGGAUGCCAAGGGUGGUUGUCGAGUGGCUUCAGCUUCCGAGAAGGCGCUGGUCAUCACCGCAAAGCUUAUCGGAUUGGAUCCGUUUGAGCUGAGACAGGCUUUGGUUUCGCGAGUGAUGCAGAGUAAGGGUGGCGGCAUCAAGGGUACGGUAAUUAUGGUGCCGCUUAAAAUUUACGAAGCAAACAACGCACGGGAUGCGUUGGCUAAGGCGCUGUAUUCCAGAUUGUUCGAUCACAUUGUGUCGCUGAUCAAUCAGAACAUUCCCUUCCAGGCGUCUAGUUAUUAUAUCGGUGUACUGGAUAUUGCUGGUUUUGAAUACUUCACCGUGAACUCUUUCGAGCAGUUCUGCAUCAACUACUGCAAUGAGAAGUUGCAAAAGUUCUUCAACGACAACAUUCUUGCCGCCGAACAGGACCUGUACAAGCGAGAAGGUCUCAACGUUCCGGAGAUUAAAUUCACUGACAAUCAGGAUAUUAUCGAACUCAUCGAAGCCAAAUCGGGUGGCAUCUUCAACCUGUUGGACGAGGAAUCGAAGCUGCCGAAGCCGUCGUAUGCGCACUUCACGGCGGAAGUGCACAGCGCUUGGCCAGGGCACUUUCGGCUGUCUUUGCCGCGAGCCUCCCGCCUGAAGGCUCACCGGGUGCUGCGGGACGACGAGGGUUUCCUGGUGCGCCACUUUGCCGGAGCCGUCUGCUAUAAUACCAAUCAAUUUAUCGAGAAGAACAACGAUGCCCUGCACGCUUCCCUGGAGGGGCUGGUUCAGGAAUCGGAAAAUCCACUGUUGAAGCGGUUGUUUGCCAGUGGCAAGGCUACUUCGAGCAAGGGCAAGUUGUCCUUCAUUUCCGUCGGGUCCAAGUUCAAAUCACAGUUGGGCGAGCUGAUGGAAAAGCUGGAGAAAAAUGGUACCAACUUCAUCCGGUGUAUAAAGCCGAACAGUCGCAUGAUCGAUCACGAAUUCGAGGGUAGCUUGGCCCUGGCGCAGCUGAAAUGCUCGGGAACCACCUCGGUGCUGGAGCUUAUGGAGUACGGCUACCCGUCCCGGGUACCGUUUAGCGAGCUGUACAACAUGUACAAAUCCUACCUUCCACCUGAGCUGGCCCGCCUAAAUCCGCGUACCUUCUGCGAGGCGAUGCUGCACUCGCUCAAGCUCAACGAUAAAGAUUUCAAGUUCGGCAUCACCAAGGUAUUCUUCCGGCCCGGGAAAUUUGUCGAGUUCGAUCGGAUCAUGAAGUCGGAUCCGGAAAAUUUGAAGGCGAUCGUUGCCAACGUCAAGAAGUGGCUGGUGCGAUCCCGCUGGAUCAAGUCCGUGUUUUGUGCAAUUUGUGUUAUUAAAUUAAAAAAUCGUAUCAUCUACCGGAACAAGUGCGUCCUUAUUGCGCAGAAAACGAUUCGGGGCUAUCUGGCGCGUAAACGUCAUCAACCGCGCAUCAAGGGUAUCAUAAAGAUCAAUGCGAUCAAAACGAACAUGGGCAAGAUGCAGGAGAUUGCCAACGAGUUGAAGAGCGAACGGGACAACAUGCUGAGGCAGGUGGCCGAUGUGCAGCGAGCCAUCGAGGAAGCCGUCCGAAAGAUCAAGGGCAAUCCGAAAAUUACCCAAGCCGAAAUCGACGGACUGUACGGCGGAGUGAUGUCCAAGAUUGACGCCCAGAUGAAGAUGAUUCACAUCAAGCUGCAGGAGCAACGGAACGCGGAAGAACAGGAACGGUUACGCAAGAUUCAGGCAGCUCUGGAAGCGGAACGGAAAGCCAAAGAGGAAGAGGAGCGACGGCUUCGUGAGGAGGAAGAAAAUAGGAAAAAGAAAGCAGAAAUCGAGACCCGCCGUAAAGAAGAUGAGGCUCGCCGUUUGAGACAGGAAGAAGAGGACCGAAAAGCAGCUCUGGCACUUCAGGCUCAACUGGAAAAGGAAGCCCAGGAGGACAUCGCUUAUCGCCAGCAGUUGGAACAGGAGCGGCGUGACCACGAGCUCGCUCUCCGAUUGGCCCAGGAAUCCAACGGCCAGGUCGAGGACAGUCCUCCGUUGUUGAGAAACGGUACGCCAGAAGUUACGCCUUUGGGUAAUCCGAAUCGAUUGAUCAGAUCUGAAGCGAUCCGCGCCCAUCAGCAGCUGAUCGAGAAGCAAAAGUACGACCUGUCGAAGUGGAAGUACUCGGAGCUGCGGGACGCGAUCAAUACCAGCUGCGACAUCGAGCUGCUGGAGGCGUGCCGGCACGAAUUCCACCGGCGCCUGAAGGUGUACCACGCCUGGAAGGCAAAGAACCGCAAGCGCACCACAAUGGACGAGAACGAGCGGGCCCCGCGUAGCGUCAUGGAAGCAGCAUCCCGAGCGCCGCCGCGUCUUUCGCCGAAGCAGGAAAUUACCAACGGCAUGGUGCAUCGCUACUUCCGCAUCCCGUUUGUGCGGCCCAGUCCGAACCAGGAGGACAACAACAAACGGGGCUGGUGGUAUGCGCACUUUGACGGCCAAUACGUAGCCCGCCAGAUGGAGCUGCAUGCCGACAAGCCUCCGAUUCUGUUGGUUGCCGGCGUUGACGAUAUGCAGAUGUGCGAGCUGAGUCUGGAAGAGACGGGCCUGACCAGGAAGCGGGGUGCCGAAAUUCUAGAGCAUGAGUUCAACCGGGAGUGGGAACGAAACGGUGGCAAACCGUACAAGAAGACUGGCAAGGGAGCUUAGUUCGAGGGAAGACAAACUCCCUCAAAGACAGGAUUUUGAACUUCUAUGAAAAUAUUUAUUUUUAAUAUUGAUUUACAUCAAAAUGGUAAGUUUGGGUGGUCCAGUUCCAAACAUAAAAUAUACAAAAUUCUAGCUGAAAGUUGUCUUUCCAGUGUCUUGAGUUUAGGUGCCUUUUUUCCACCCUUUCGGGAAGCAAAAUUCAUAAUUACAUAGUACAUUCCAGGUGCUUUUGGUAACAUCCAACGAAAAGUAGAGAGAACCACAAGAGUUUGAAACAGAUUGACAGUAUUUCAGUCGAUUCCAUAUUGCAAUUGAAAUUAUUCAGCCACUUGUCUGCAGAGAGUUAAUUUUCCCAAUGCUCGGGAAAUUUUCAACAAAACCGUAUUAUAGUUAAUAGUCAAACUUUUUUUUUAUUUUGCGUAUAGGUGUGAGUUCUGGUUUGACGAAGCAUCUAGAAAAAAAAAACCGUUUUAAAAUAAACAACAACAGUAAAAGACAAACAACCUUUAUAAAAAAACCAUCGAUAUGUUUACCAUUUUUGAAAGAAGAGAAAAAGAAUAGAGACAACUAUUUUAUUUAUUGAACAACAUCUAACAAAACUAAAACAAAAUUCCUUCAGAAAAAAUAGUGCAAACAUCUGUCUUCAAAGAAGCUAUAAAACUUAUACUGUUCUGACACGACAAAAAAAAUUAAAACAAAAAUCUAUAUAUCUGUUGGUAUGUGAGAGACUAUUUAGUAUCGAUUCGCGAGAAAAUUUCGCUGAAUAUAUUUAAAACAAACACACAUCAACAAAUAAACCAAUGUUCAAUGUAUAUGACGAAAAACAAAUCAAACAAUAUUUACGAUACAGUUGUACUUUGAGAAGCAGAGUAUGUAGUCAUAUUUUACUGAAACUGAAAGAUUUAUUUAAACGUUCUCUUCACUCUCUUAUAUAUGCGAGAUAACUUUUUUAUCAAUUCCACAACUCCACAAAAAAUAGCAGAAAAAAUGAAACCAUUGGAAGGGGAACACAACUACGUAAACUUUGCGAAAUCUGCUGCUGCUUCAUUAGACACAAGUGAUUUUCUUGAUUUGUUGUUUUACAUCCCGAUACCCGAUCGAUACGCUAUAAUAAAUUGCUUGAGUUUUUUAAAAGAAUGCUAAACACAA
Messenger RNA from Uranotaenia lowii, 5758 nucleotides. It is a transcript of the gene jar, whose product is annotated as myosin heavy chain 95F. Lineage: Eukaryota; Metazoa; Arthropoda; Insecta; Diptera; Culicidae. Gene Ontology annotation, biological process: vesicle transport along actin filament; actin filament organization; endocytosis. The coding region runs from base 875 to 4609 and encodes 1244 amino acids. The transcript has 15 exons. Gene Ontology annotation, cellular component: endocytic vesicle; cytoplasm; actin cytoskeleton. Gene Ontology annotation, molecular function: microfilament motor activity; ATP binding; actin filament binding. The record is from RefSeq and is a predicted model, not a curated record.